This is a messenger RNA of Hyla sarda, 6006 nucleotides long. It is a transcript of the gene PLCH2, whose product is annotated as phospholipase C eta 2. The transcript has 25 exons. The coding region runs from base 516 to 5267 and encodes 1583 amino acids. The record is from RefSeq and is a predicted model, not a curated record. Gene Ontology annotation, molecular function: calcium ion binding; phosphatidylinositol-4,5-bisphosphate phospholipase C activity. Gene Ontology annotation, biological process: lipid metabolic process; phosphatidylinositol-mediated signaling. Lineage: Eukaryota; Metazoa; Chordata; Amphibia; Anura; Hylidae.
GAUCACUGUGGGUUGGGAGGCUCCAAAGAAACUUUGUCUUCCUUCCUUGCGUUUACUGGGGGAUGUAUCACGUUGGGAUUUAUCAUCAAGAAAAAAAAUCUUCCUGGGAAUUUCGGACAAUAAGAACUAAAGGGAGAAGAUAUAUAUAUCUGAGAGCGGACAGUCAGUACUUAUUAUAGCCAUAAUCUUCUGGAGACAGGCCAUAAACUCUUGACUUUACUGGGCAUGAUCCAGGCACGCCUCUCUCCCAGCUCACACCUGAUUAUUUGUAUGGCAGUUUAUGUAGGUGGGAUGAUCACUGGCUCGUGAUGACUGCCUUUGACAUGGGAAUUUAAGAAAAACAUUCCAAGUACCUGAUUUGUGAACAUCUUGGAGAAACAAGUCACAGAGGACAGAUCUGGUUUCACUUACGUUGGAUUGUGAACCAAGAAUUAUCUGGAAACUGGCAGAGGCUUUACUGGUGGAGUAAACAGGGGGAUUUAACCAGGAAUUAUUGGGAAGGUUUUUAAGUCACCAUGGCAAUACCAUCUCCAAAGGUCAAGGCCAAGAAAAGGGAAGCUCUGUCGUCAGUCAGUGGCGAAGGUCAAGACUUUGUCUUUCUAUUUGACAAUAUCGUUGAUGUGGUGGAAAGAUGUAUGAGUUCUAUGCAAGCUGGUACUCAGAUGAUCAAACUGCGAGGUAGCUCCAAAGGUUUGGUACGCUUCUACUACCUGGAUGAACACAAAUCCUGUAUUCGGUGGAGACCUUCGAGGAAGAGUGAAAAAGCUAAGAUAUCGAUUGAUACCAUACAGGAGGUCUGUGAGGGGAAGCAGUCGGAGAUCUUCCAGCGCUAUGCUGAUGGCAGCUUUGACCCUAACUGUUGCUUCAGUAUCUACUAUGGGGAUCACAUGGAGUCUCUGGAUUUGGUGUCCUCAAGUGGUGAAGAAGCUCGAACAUGGAUAACCGGUCUGAAGUACCUGAUGGCUGGUAUCAGCGAUGAAGAUAGUCUUUCUAAGCGCCAAAGAACUCGUGAUCAAUGGUUGAAGCAAACUUUUGAUGAAGCGGAUAAGAACGGAGAUGGCAGCUUAAGCAUCAAUGAGGUUCUGCAGCUGAUGCAUAAACUGAAUGUCAACCUGCCUCGCCAGAAAGUGAAGCAAAUGUUCAAGGAAGCCGAUACUGAUGAUAACCAGGGGACUCUUGGCUUUGAUGAGUUCUGUGCGUUCUACAAGAUGAUGUCGACAAGAAGGGAUCUCUACUUACUGAUGCUCACAUACAGCAAUCACAAAGACCACCUAGACUCCGAUGACCUAAAAAGAUUCCUUGAAGUUGAACAGAAGAUGAUGAAUGUAACAAAAGAAUACUGCCUGGACAUCGUGGAUAAAUUCGAGCCUUGCCCAGAAAACAAAAAGGAAGGCGUCUUGGGGAUUGAUGGUUUCACCAACUACAUGCGCAGCCCAGCAGGAGAUAUCUUCAAUCCGGAACAUUAUCAAGUGAAUCAAGACAUGACCUUACCGCUCAGCAACUAUUUCAUUGCGUCAUCUCAUAACACCUACCUGAUGGGUGACCAGCUCAUGUCUCAGUCCCGUGUGGAUAUGUAUGCAUGGGUCCUACAGGCUGGAUGCCGCUGUGUAGAAGUUGACUGCUGGGAUGGACCAGAUGGAGAGCCAAUAGUUCACCAUGGAUACACCUUGACUUCUAAAAUAUUGUUCAAGGAUGUCAUUGAAACUAUUAACAAAUAUGCAUUCAGCAAAAAUGAGUAUCCUGUCAUCCUGUCCAUUGAAAAUCACUGUAGUGUCGUGCAGCAAAAGAAGAUGGCUCAGUAUUUAACUGAAAUCCUCGGAGACAAGUUAGAUCUUUCUGAUGUGCUUAAUGGGGAUUCAACAAAGCUGCCUUCUCCGGAAAGCCUGAAAGGAAAGAUAUUAGUAAAGGGGAAGAAACUCCCGGCCAGUAUUAGCGAUGAUGCAGAAGAAGGGGAAGUCUCGGAUGAAGACAGCGCUGAUGAAAUAGAUGACGACUGCAAGCUGAUCAAUGGCGAUGCUUCCACCAAUAGGAAGCAAGUGGAAAACAUAGCAAAGAAGAGACUUGAUUCAUUGAUGAAGGAAUCCAAAAUCCGGGACUGUGAGGAUCCUAACAAUUUUACAGUCACCACAUUGCCACCCGCUGGGAAAAUCGGCCAGAAAGUUGAAGUUAAGAAGAAGUGUAACUCUGGACCUGCAGUUGAAAGAUCAUCGAGUAAGACAGAAGAGGAGACGGAAUCAGGAGAAGAACCUAGCCCCAACAAACGUCACAGUCGUUCCUUGAUGGGAAGCUUCUCCAAGCGUAAGAAAAAAGGUGCCCGGAUUAAAAAGAGCUCAAGCUUGGAGGAAGGGGAUGACAGCCUAGACCGGCAAGGAAGCAUUGCAAGGGCCUCUGUGCAUUACAGCAGUAGAAUGAACCGGCAGAAGAAGACUAUGAAACUUUCAAGGGCUUUGUCAGAUCUGGUGAAAUAUACAAAGUCAGUGGGUACCCAUGAUGUCGAAUCGGAGAUUUCCAGCAGCUGGCAGGUAUCUUCCUUUAGUGAGACAAAAGCUCAUCAGAUCCUUCAGCAGAAACCAAUGCAGUUUGUUAGAUUCAACCAAUACCAGCUGUCCCGAAUAUACCCUUCUUCCUACCGGGUGGACUCUAGUAACUACAACCCCCAGCCUUUCUGGAAUGCUGGUUGCCAGUUAGUUGCUUUAAAUUACCAGUCAGAAGGUCGAAUGCUGCAACUAAACCGAGCAAAGUUUAACAGCAACGGGAACUGUGGUUAUGUUCUAAAGCCGAAAUGCAUGUGUCAUGGUGCCUUUAAUCCAAACUCCGAGGACCCCUUACCAGGCCAGUUAAAGAAGCAGCUAGUUCUCCGAAUAAUUAGUGGACAGCAGCUUCCAAAACCAAAGGACUCCAUGCUUGGAGACCGUGGAGAGAUCAUUGAUCCUUUUGUAGAAGUUGAGCUCAUUGGUUUACCUACAGACUGCUACAAGGAGCAAACUCGGGUUGUAGAUGACAAUGGUUUCAAUCCAAUGUGGGAGGAAACAUUGGUAUUUAACAUUCACAUGCCGGAGAUUUCUCUAAUUCGCUUCCUAGUCUGGGACCAUGAUCCAAUUGGGCGAGAUUUCAUUGGGCAGAGAACAAUUUCACUGAGCAGUAUGAUGCCAGGUUAUCGACAUGUGUACCUGGAAGGUAUGGAAGAGGCAUCCAUUUUUGUUCAUAUAGCAAUUAAUGACAUCAGUGGUAAGUGGACUUCUCUGUGUCAAAAAUCUACUUUUAGAAGCAGAGACUAUUUAGGAGCCAUGAAGGUCAAACAGGCCGUGGGCUUAAAAGGUCUGUUUCUGCGAAAUCCAAAACAAGCAUCUCUGGACAGUCAUGCUGCUGGACAGCUUCACCGGAAACAUUCCAUUAGUAGUCAUAUAUUAAGAAGAACUGCCAGCGCUCCAACGAAAGGCCAGCAAAAAAACAAAAAGGGCUUUCCAGAAAUUGCUAUUGACUCCAAAGAUAACAGCUCUGAAGGAGCUAGUGAAGAUAAGGAGACUGACGACUCAUCCAUACCCCGCUUUGAUAAAGAGCCUGAAAGUGCUUCUCCGAUUCUUCUGUCCAGGGAAGGUACUCCCGUGGAAAUACACAGCAAGAGUUUGAAAGAUGCCAGAAAAAUCUCAAUUUGUAGGUCGGUCUCUUCUUUAUGCAGUCUUGAAACUAUUACAGAAGAACCUACCUUUGCCAAGCAGAUACCUCUUCCUGGUCCUACAUUUCUCCAGCCUGUUGCCUCAUUUACAAAUGAAGACCUUAAAGGGUGUACAAAUUCUGAAUGUUCUAGUCUAGCUAGUAGCUCUGACAAUACGUCCAGAGUGAAUCAAAUCAAUGACCCAGCCAUAGGCAAGAUAAUCCAACCAGCCAACGGUCCAGUCACAAGCAUCGAAAUUUCUGAAAAAACAUAUAAAAAUGUUAAUGCACACAAUAAUGCUAGUGGCAAACAAGAAACCACAAUCACCAUAAAUCCUAUCAACAUGAAGCCUGGAUUGUCUUUAUUAGCUGAUGUGUCAAGAGAGAACAAGGUCUGUCAAUCAAAAGGGAGCGAAGGUGAAAGGUUCUUUGUUCAAAGGAGCGUUAGUUCAGAGAUACUGAAAAUUUCCAAAUCUUCAGAACAGCAAAUAAAGCACACCCCAGUAGUGAACCCUUUACCUCCUGGUGUUCUAAGACGAAAGCCUGAUCGAUUUCCCCAGCAAUCAUCCGUGGUCUGUAAUGGACCUCCUGUAUCUGUCAGAAGAACAAAGAGUGAAGGUCAUGUUAUUUCAAGUAGCUCAACCUUAAACUCGACAUUACAGUCUCCGGUCGCAGAGGUGUAUUCUGAUGCCACCAUUAAUGAUAGGAUAUGGAGCAAGUUAGAGCUCAACAGUCAUAGGGACAGCAUGUCUUCGUCUUCCAGUAAAUCUUCGAAUGACACAGUGAUUGAUCUUUCCUUGCCUAAUUUAGCACAAAAACAUUUGCUGGAUCUUGACAUCUCCAAUGAUAACUUUGAUAGUAUUAAUUUGCAAAAUAGCAUCCGACCAAGAUCAGCAACUACUCUAGCCUGCAGGGGAACCACUUUUGGAGCAACCAAAAGCAAAUCCAAUCCUAACUUAAUAUCCAACACCAAAGCAAUAGAUGAACUUCGUCCAAGGCCUCUAGCUAGAAGUCCUGAAGAAGUAUUGCCGCCCUUACCACGAAGGAACACUUGGAAUAGACUAUAUGUAGAGAGCCUUAAACAGACCACAAAAAGACCCAACAAUAAUAAAGUAACAGCCACCCAGUCAAUGUCUAAAAGUCUUGGGGACUUGACCUCGGAAGAUAUAUCAUGUAAUUUUGAAAGCAAGUAUCGAAGUAUAAGCAGAAGCUUUAUUACAAGGUCUAUGAGGGCUCAGAGGAGACCUGCUGGAAUGAAUGCCUCCACUAAGUCUACAGAUUCCCUCACAGAGCAACUCAAGAGGCUGACAAGUUUUGAGAAAGAAAAUGACAUCACGUCUCCCACCGAAUUUCAACCCAUUCAGUAUGAGGAUGACAGUAUGAAUCUUCUCAGGAGGACAUCCUCCAGAAGCCAGAGCAGAGUGCGGUACAUUGCAAACAGAGCAAAACAAGCCCAAGAGCGACAAAGACUUCAAAAUCUGGUUAAUGGUAAUUCUAUAGAGGAAAGAGGAAAUCCAGAAGGAGCUUGUGCAAUAACCAAAGGGUUCUGUAUGGAUUCUCUUUCGACCACUAAGUUUACAUCAGAAUCCUUGGAUAAAUUUGGACCACAAUAAAACACUGUUGUGACUAAAUACAUCCACGUAGCAUUUAUAUCAUGAAUAUGAUAAAUAGUCCAUGCAAGAUAUACCUCGAUGGGGAGAAUACUUUACUUUAAUUAUGGGAUUGGACUGAACUCCUAAAAAUCUAAAGCACUUAUAGUACUGUGUAUAUUUUUAAAUUGUCAGGUUUACAUUGGGUUUGCAAUACUCUAUUGGACACAAUUACUUUUAGAUAUUCCCAGAAUAUAUUGGUUUUGUCCAUUCAUGGAGGUCUGUCCUCCCCUCCACAGAAGACUAUUCCUGACCAUCCAGUAUGUUAACUAUUUUCUGCACUGCUUUACCAAUGUGAAACGUGAUAUUUUUAAACUGCUGCUGUAUAUAGCACCUUUAAAGUACAAUUUUAUUUUAUUUUUUUGCACUGCCAUAUAAAAUUUUCAGAAUAUGGUAUGUUUUAAAAGAAAAUAUGGCAAACAAAAAACUACAUUUUAAACCCCUUCGAUAUGUAUUACUUCUGUAAAACAUUUUUUUUUCUGAAACUUCAAUUUUAUUUUUUUUUAACAUUGAUUUAUGUCAGCAUCCUAGAUGUAGGUUUUAGAUUUUGGUUUUAACAUUUAUUUUUCUUUAUACAUCCAUUAUCAUUAUUAUUAUUAUUUUUUAACUAGUUAAUUUUAUUCCUUGGUUAUGCUAAAUUUCAAUAUAUUAAAUGUUUUAACAAAGUUUGUAAACUACCAAAAUCUAUCAAAUAAAAUUAUUU